Molecule: messenger RNA, 2847 nt
Organism: Megalops cyprinoides (Indo-Pacific tarpon)
Lineage: Eukaryota; Metazoa; Chordata; Actinopteri; Elopiformes; Megalopidae
Product: suppressor APC domain-containing protein 2-like
Exons: 6
Coding region: 134-1666 (510 amino acids)
Source: RefSeq, a predicted model, not a curated record
GACAAGGAGAGCACCCCUGCACUCGGACGAGAGAGAUAAUAAGAAAAAAAGUUGUACUUUUUCCAUUUCGUUAUAAUUUUGAAUAAGAUCUGACAGCUAGAGACACCUCUCCGUUCAAAGGGUUGACUGAUACAUGGCUUUGAUAGCGACCGAUCGCAGCUGCAGACUGAGCGGGUCGACGGCAGCAUGCAGUAGACUUGGUGUCAGAAGAGACUGCAUCCCAAGUAAGGCAAACGGCAACAGAAAUUGCAAAAUGCAGCCGACGGAAGCGGAGUUUUCUACGGAUGGUUUGCCCAAAGCAUUCCUGCACAGUCUGCGGACACUUUUUGAUAUUCUGGACGACGGGAAGAAGGGCUAUGUUCAUAUAUCGGAGAUCGAGAGCCGGUGGCAGGGCGCAGACACACGGGAUUUACCGGGCGGCGUACUGGAGUGCCUGCGACGGGUCGCCCCGCCUCACGGCUGCUUGACUUUCGAGCGCUUCGUGGCCGGGCUGCGGUACUCGAUGCUCAACUCGCACAACGAUAACCUGAAGCCCCAAUCUGGUGUUCACCACCCGCAAGCUCCGUCUCAUUCGGCAGGGCUGAAGCAGGCUCCACCGCCGCAGCAGCAGCAAGCGCCCGCGCAGAAACCUCCCAGCGCACACCCUGGCGAUUCGCUCGGCUCCUGGGGCGUCGAGAAUAAAGUGCGCCCUAUGGGGCCCUGCAACGGAGCCAAUGCGCAUCAUAACCGCGCCGCUUUUCACCAGAAUCGGUCCAGGCAGCACGAAGACUUGAGCAGCGGGUAUGCCGCCUGCAACAAGCCCGGAGAAUCUUCGCACUACCCACCGUCGUCCAACGCGGCUCCGGGUGGUCAGGUGCUCUAUAGCAAGGCAGGGUAUGAGAGGACUGGCAGGAGUUUGGAAAGGAUUCCGAAUGUGCCCGAAGGCGGAUCGUAUCGGGCCGAUUUGGCUCGAACUGGGAAGCCGCAUCCGCACCAAAACCGCGUCAGAUCCAUAGAGUCGCUUGCGCUCGAGUCCCCGCAGCUCCAGAAACCAAGUGGUGCGGAGGGCGGGGGGUUGCCCCGGUCACAGAGCGAGACCACAACGGGAUUGGCUGGCUCGAGGCGCCAUGGGCGGAGUCGGGAUGAGCAGAGGCGUCACACAAUUUCGAAUGGAGUCGACUAUGGAAUGCUGAAGCAGAUGAAGGAGCUGGAGCAGGAGAAGGACUCUCUCCUGGCAGGGCUGGAUGUGGUGGAGCGGGCCCGGGAAUGGUACCAGAACCAGAUCCACAGUGUUACGGAGAGGCAGAGGACCAUGGGUCAGAGCGGCCAGUGCACGGAUUUUUUCACAGAAUCCAGUCAGAGCCGUCUGAAUGUCCUGCUUCCCAAAUUACAGGAAGUUAACCGCUGCCUUAGUGACCUCAUAUCCUGUUCUGGAAUGCCCUUUACACCACCUGGCACUCUUCCCUCUGCCACUUCCUCGAACCCGCAGCAGCCGCCACCCCCAGCCCCCACGCAGGCCAUCCAGAGACUGAAGGAGCAGAAUCGACUCCUUACCCAAGAGGUGACGGAUAAGAGUGAACGGAUCACCCAGCUAGAGCAGGAGAAGUCAGCCCUAAUCAAGCAGCUGUUUGAGGCACGCGCUCGGAACACCCACGACAGCAGUGCCCUGGACUCCACCUUCAUCUGACCCCUCCCACGACAGCAGUGCCCUGGACUCCACCUUCAUCUGACCCCUCCCAUGACAACAGCGCCCUGGACUCCACCUUCAUCUGACCCCUCCCACGACAACAGCGCCCUGGACUCCACCUUCAUCUGACCCCUCCCACGACAACAGCGCCCUGGACUCCAUCUUCAUCUGACCCCUUUCAAAUCAACAACGCCCUGGACUCCAUCUUCAUCUGACCCCUCCCAUAACAGCAACACCUCAGACUCCAUCUUGAUCUGACCCACAAGAUGACAACAGUGUCUCCGUUGACUCUGCCUUCAUGUUACUCUUCCCUAGACAACAGCGCUCCGGACUCCGCCUUCAUACGACCUCACAUGACACAAGAAUGCCCAGGACUCUGCCUUCAUUUGAACACAGCACCUGGACUUGGCCCACACCUAGCUCCUUGGACAACAAAAGUGUCUUGGGCUCCGCCUUCACAAACCCAUCCCACAAAGGCAUGGCAUCAUGCUGUUACUUUCACUGGCUCCUCCCAUGACCACACCCACAGUCUGAAGAACCAUCUUUCCUUCAUUCAAAAGUUCCUGCAGAUGGCUACUAUUAUAACGUUACUCUCGACUUGCAAGCUGGAGUCAUCUCUGCUGAACUCGUUACUUUCUUCAAGGGGAACUCUUUAACUCAUUCGAUGUGACCUGCCUUUAAAGGUUUAAAACGGGCACUGUACUGUCACUCAUGUUAAAUCUUCGAUAUGAUCCAUGGCCUGGACAUGUAGACAUGAUCAACAAUGGAGACAGUCUGCUUUUACAACACAUUGUGUUGUAUCAAAUGUUUUUUCUUUCUUUUCACUUUUUUUUCAUCCAGUAAUAUCGUGUAGGGGUUUAACCCUCUGAGACCAUCACUUGCUUUGAAGAGCGAUCAGUUCUGAUGAGCUCCAUUGCUCCUUUGACCUUUUAUUAUUUCACUAGUCCACAAAAAAAGAAUAGAGAAAAGGUUCCUACUGAAGUGGCACAUGCUGUUUGUGUAGCAUGACAUGCACAUCUGCUUUAGUCUGACUGUCUGUGAAUACAGGCUGUGCUGUGCAAUUCGGGCUGGUGGCACUGACAAUGUGAAAAGCGCACAAGUCUGCUGGAUAUAUAUUUUAAUUAAUAUAACAUAGCUGUUCCUAUUCUCUUACCUGCCAACUUUCCCAACAGAUAGACAGC